AUGUCUGGCAUGACCCCCGUUUUCACCAAGGAUGCCUGCCCUCCUGCCGGUCCCUACUCCCAAGCCAUCCGUGCCAACGGCCAGCUCUUCAUCUCCGGCCAGAUCCCCGCUGACGCUUCCGGCAACCUCGUCGAGGGCAACAUCGGCGAAAAGACACAGGCCUGCUGCAACAACAUCAAGGCCAUUCUUGACGCUGCCGGGUCCAGCGUCGACAAGAUCGUCAAGGUCAAUGUCUUCCUCACUAAUAUGGCCGACUUUGCCGAGAUGAACGCUACUUAUGAGAAGUUCUUCACCCACAAGCCUGCUCGCAGCUGUGUUGCUGUUGCUCAACUGCCCAAGGGUGUGCCGGUCGAGAUCGAGUGCAUUGCUCUGCAGUAA
Aspergillus lentulus is the source of this 378-nucleotide messenger RNA. Its product is annotated as RidA family protein. Lineage: Eukaryota; Fungi; Ascomycota; Eurotiomycetes; Eurotiales; Aspergillaceae. The record is from RefSeq and is a predicted model, not a curated record. Gene Ontology annotation, cellular component: cytosol; mitochondrion. Gene Ontology annotation, molecular function: deaminase activity.